AUGAAGGUAGUGGAACUUGCACUACGAUUUCCAACCACAACACAGUUAACGCUCGAAGUGCUUGCAACCGCGGAAGAGACUGCAAUCCGUGACAAGGCCGUGGCGUCCAUCAACAAGGUCCUGGAUGUCGUCACGGACGCGGCCGAGUUGGCGCUGCUGCUCAUCAAGCGGCUGACCGAAGGCGACUGGUUCACGUCCCGCGUGUCCGCGCGCUGGAUCUUCCCCGUCGCGUACUCCAAGGUCGACCCUGCGAGCAAGAAGGAACUGCGCGAGCAACAACACUAUUAG
Aphanomyces astaci is the source of this 288-nucleotide messenger RNA. RefSeq lists its product as hypothetical. Lineage: Eukaryota; Oomycota; Saprolegniomycetes; Saprolegniales; Verrucalvaceae. The coding region runs from base 1 to 288 and encodes 95 amino acids. The record is from RefSeq and is a predicted model, not a curated record. The transcript has 2 exons.